AUGGGUUGUGGAAAAUCGAAACACGAUGUUGUCACGGGAAACACAAGAAAACCUACGGAAGCUAAAUCAGUGAAAGGCAAAGGGAACGAGACAAUCAAAAGACAAGAAAGCUGCCGGUGCCGGAAAACCAAAGACAUCUCCACCGCAGCUACCGUUGACCCUCACGAAACCACCGUCGAAGAUCAUACCACGAAACCAGAGGAAAAGCAAGCUGGGGGAGGUUGCGGUGAGAAGCCGGCGGGAGUCACGAAUGAUGACAAAAAACCGGAGGAAACGGAAACAACCACUUCGCUACCUGUGACGGAGAUAACGCCGGAGAAUGUUUUGGCUGUGGAAAUCGCUAACGACGUAGAUGAUGAGAGCGUUUUGCCUGUUGAUGAACAAAAGGCAGAAGAAGUUGUUAAUAUUGAUGAAAAGGUGGUAGAAGAAGAAGAAACAACUUUAGAGGACAAUGUUGCUGAAGCUGUUGACACUGAAAUUCCAUCUCCUGCGGUUGAAGAACAAGAACCGGAUGUACAAACUCCGGUAACAAAAGAACUAGAAGUUGAAGCCGAAGAAAGCAUUGAAGUCGCAGCCACGGAAAACGAUGAAGUCGCGGCCACGGAAGACGAUGAAGUUGUGUCUACGGAAAACGAUGAACUUCCGGUUUUAGAGGACGGAGAUAAAGUUGAUGUUGUAGAGGAAAAUCCGGCUGAUAUAACAAAGGAAGCUGCGUCGGCAUGA
This is a messenger RNA of Microthlaspi erraticum, 723 nucleotides long. Lineage: Eukaryota; Viridiplantae; Streptophyta; Magnoliopsida; Brassicales; Brassicaceae. The record is from the annotation of a GenBank genome assembly.